Bipolaris zeicola 26-R-13 is the source of this 1521-nucleotide messenger RNA. RefSeq lists its product as uncharacterized. Gene Ontology annotation, cellular component: membrane. The transcript has 3 exons. The record is from RefSeq and is a predicted model, not a curated record. Lineage: Eukaryota; Fungi; Ascomycota; Dothideomycetes; Pleosporales; Pleosporaceae. The coding region runs from base 1 to 1521 and encodes 506 amino acids.
AUGCCGUCAAUGCGAUUACCACGCGCAUUCCGCUCCCCGGCGCAAAUCAAUGCUGAGGAGAGCACAAACGGUCACCCAGAAACCGGACGCGGGAAAACCGCACCCACUGAAGCGGAAAAUGGGAACGGAAAUGAGAAAAAGUCCCAAGAGCCUAACAAAGAACCUGUAGGCUUCUGGCACCCAGAUCUCCGACAAGUCCGCAACCGCGCAUUUGCGAAAUGGAUCAUUACGACCUCGUUUCUCAUGGCAUUUGUUCUCGCUGUUCUAUCGAUAUACUGGGGCGUCUUUUUUCAAGUGGAGCAAAGACUCGAUCACUUGCUGGUUUAUGUCGUAGAUAUGGAUGGUGCCACACCAUACGAUAGUACUGGGAAUGCGCCAUUCGUCGGACCAGCCAUUAUGCAACUUGUCCAACAACAACUAAGCAGUGGCCAGCCGACACUAGGCUGGGGAAUCCGCCCAGCCUCAGAUUUCAACAACGACCCAAUGCGUGUCCGGGAGGCAGUGUACGAAUGGGAUGCCUGGGCCGCCAUUGUCAUCAACCCCAACGCCAGCGCCUUGCUGUACUCUGCCAUUGCGAACGGAAACUCAUCUUACGAACCCCUUGGAGCCUGCCAAUUGAUCUACCAGGACUCGAGAGACGAUACAAAUUGGUACGAUUUCAUGCUGCCACUCAUCAGCGCUUUCAUGACGGAAGCGCAGAGCAUGGUCGGCAGGCAGUGGGCGCAGAUGGUGCUUCAGAAUGCCAGCGACCCAUCUAUCCUAUCAAACAUGCAAAGUGUGCCGCAAGCGAUUAACCCCGCAAUCGGAUUUUCUGAAUUCAAUCUUAGGCCGUUCUUCCCUUAUACUAGUAUUCCUGCUGUUUCCAUCGGUCUCAUUUAUCUCAUAAUCAUAUCCUUCUUCAGCUUCUCCUUCUAUAUGCCCAUCCACAUGCAAUACGUCACGCCUACCAACCACCCACCGCUGAAAUUCUCCCAGCUGAUCGUCUGGCGCUGGUGCGCUACCAUCUCAGCGUACUUCAUGCUCUCCCUCGCCUACUCUUUUGUCAGUAUGGCUUUUCAAAUCAACUUUUUUCACACCAACUCGAUCACUAGUCAUACUCAGGCUACUGUCGAGAGCGAAGGCAAUCCAGUGGCUUUUGGACACGCAACGUUCGCUGUGUACUGGAUGCUGAACUUUCUUGGUAUGAUUGCGCUAGGUCUGGCAUGUGAGAAUGUUGCUAUGGUUGUGGGUAUGCCGUGGAUGGGUCUGUUUUUGAUCUUCUGGGUCAUCACAAAUGUCUCUACUUCGUUCUACGACAUUGAGAUUGCACCGGCGUUUUACAGGUGGGGAUAUGCGUGGCCACUACAUUCUAUUGUCGAAGGAAGUCGCUCGAUUCUGUUCGACCUUCAUUCGCGUCUUGGUCUGGACUUUGGCAUUCUAAUUGCGUGGGGAGCAAUGAAUACACUGUUCUUUCCUUUCUGCUGUUAUUUUAUGCGGUGGAAAAACCAGAAGGGAAUACACGAGUACUGGCCUCUGGAUUAA